ACAAAGAACGCCGCGUCGUAUUCCGUUGCAAAUAUUUCAUUAACAAAAUGCAUAGAGCAUCACCGUUCGAUAACAAAUUUAUUGAUAACCAUCUAAGACGAUGCGUGAAAGUGCUAUUCCCAGUUGUGCCAUUACGGGUGAACUUCGAAAGUGUCGGCGUACGGAAACCCGAAAUGUUUUACACAAUAGUUGAGCAAAUCGAUCUCCAAAACCUCAUUCAAAUAAGAAUGACUCAAGUAAACGAUCAUUCCAAAAUGUUCAUCAGUACCAUUGAUAACGCUGCCUACGAACAGAUAAGGACAGAACAAUCGUUGCAUGUUACUUUCCAAGGAUUUGUCGAUCAUCUCAUCAAAAUUCUUGAUAACUGCAAGCGGGAAGAGCUACAUCUAGCUCUGGUUGCGGAGAGCAACUGCCAUAUGCUACAAAUAUUUGAAAAGAGCUCAUUCAAAAAUUUAACCCAUCUGUUUCUCACAAUGGAAAAUGCGUCGUCCGAAACUGUCCUAUUUCACAUAAACCAGUCACUGCAAAUACUUCAAGAGCAGGCAUCGGCAUAUGCGUCCCAAGCUCAAAAGUAUCAACUGGAGAUGAACUCAAAAAACGACAUUAUCGGCAGACUAAAGGACGAAAUUGUGUCCUUAAAUGGAAAAAUUAUGGAGCAAGAGAACUUGAUAUUCAACAGAAACACAGAAGAGGUGAGUCGUCUGCAUCAAACUAUAAAAAAUCUAAAUGAAAGCAAAGAUGCUGAAGAAAAGCGAUUAAAAUCUAUAAUGCACAGUAUGCAAGAGAAAAUAGACAAUCUGACGAAGGAAACAUAUGAUCGCACAGAACGCAUGGUACAGGAAACGAAAAGAUUCGAAACCAUACGAGAAGAGAAUAUAAAGCUCCGGGCCCAAAACGCUCAAAUAAAGGUAGAGUUGGAUCGUUUGCAGGCUAGUAUUGCGUCGCAACAGAGCCGUGAAUCUAGAUCAGAAAGUACUGUUGCGGAAUUGAAACAUCAACUGGGAGAAAUCCAAAGCAAACUAAAGAUUGCGCAAAAACAACGAUCGGAAUUGGAAGCCGAGCUAGAAGCGGAGAAAAAUAUAUGCCACACUAAAAAACAUGCAUUACAACUUACGACCGAUGAACUAGCAAAUGCGUCUGCGGUUAUCAAUAAUCUUAACAAGGAAAACGUUAAAUUGCAGAGCAAAAUAGAUCUACGCACUGAAAUUGCGAUGCGUCAAGAAAAGUUGCUACUUGAUAAAGAAAAGCAACUAGUAGAGCUGAGCAAUACAGUUGCGGCUAUACAGCAGGAACAUAUGAAAAACCGAUCUUCCAACGAGGAAUAUGCUGAAACGAUCAAACGUAUCAAAGAAACAACCGAUUUGAUAGAGGAAAAAUACCGAAAAAAAAUCAAUGACAUGAUCCUUAAAUUGACAAACAAUCAAAACGUUGAAAAAACAUCCGUGCUAAGCAUGCAAGGAAGAUACUUACGCCCUCAAAAUCGAGUAGAAUAAAGGAAUC
Molecule: messenger RNA, 1500 nt
Organism: Anopheles maculipalpis
Lineage: Eukaryota; Metazoa; Arthropoda; Insecta; Diptera; Culicidae
Gene: Sas-6
Product: spindle assembly abnormal protein 6 homolog
Exons: 4
Coding region: 48-1493 (481 amino acids)
Biological process (GO): centriole replication
Cellular component (GO): centriole; centrosome
Source: RefSeq, a predicted model, not a curated record